AGGAAGGAUGUGAGGCCUGGUUGUUUGGCGCAGUCUCCAGCAGGGUGUGGCUGCCGGUUUUGCUGCUGGGCUGAAGGCCUCCCCACUUUGAAGGGGCUGGCCUAAAGCCGUCGCAAGCCAAACAGCCUCUCUUCCUCGUUCUCCCUGCAGCUGCGAGCAGAGGCCAGAAAAAAAGCUGAAGGAGGAAACGGCAAGGAGGGUAAAAUCUCGAUUCUCCCAGACGACAUGGCCAGCCUUACCCAGGAGCUGGGCACUGCUUUCUUCCAGAAGCACCAGCUGCCGGCGUCCAUGGCGGACACCUUCCUGGAACACCUCUGCCUGCUGGACAUCGACUCGGAGCCCAUUGCCGCCCGCAGCACAGGAAUCGUCUGCACCAUUGGCCCUGCUUCCCGCUCAGUGGAAAUGCUCCGUGAGAUGAUCAAGGCUGGAAUGAACAUUGCACGGCUGAACUUUUCGCACGGCUCACACGAGUACCAUGCAGGAUCCAUUGUGAAUAUCCGGAAAGCAACGGAGAGUUUUGCCUCCAACCCGCUCUUCUACCGACCGGUGGCCAUUGCCCUGGAUACCAAAGGCCCAGAGAUCCGCACCGGUGUGGUCAAAGGGGGUGUGGACCAAGAAGUGGAACUGGUGAAAGGAUCGCGGGUGGUGGUUACCACAGACCCAGCCUUCCGGGAGUGCUGCGACCAGAACACCGUAUGGCUGGAUUAUGUCAACUUGCCCAAAGUCAUCAAAGUCGGAGGACGGAUCUUCAUUGACGAUGGCCUCAUCUCCUUGCUGGUCAAGGAAAUCCGCCCCAACGGCUGCAUCACAGAGGUGGAGAAUGGUGGGGUGCUGUGCAGCCACAAGGGGGUGAAUCUGCCGGGGACCGAGGUGGACCUGCCGGCGGUCUCCCAGCGGGACAUCCAGGACCUGCAGUUCGGCUUGCAGCAGGGCGUCGACAUCGUUUUCGCCUCCUUCAUCCGCAAGGCCAGCGACGUGGCUGCCAUCCGGAAGGUUCUGGGAGAGCAGGGCCGCAACAUCAAGAUCAUCAGCAAGAUCGAAAACCACGAGGGAGUCAAAAAGUUUGACGAGAUCCUGGAAGCCAGCGAUGGCAUCAUGGUGGCACGUGGAGACCUGGGCAUUGAGAUCCCCAGCGAGAAGGUUUUCCUGGCUCAAAAGAUGAUGAUUGGGCGAUGUAACCGUGCAGGGAAGCCUGUGAUCUGUGCCACUCAGAUGUUGGAGAGCAUGAUCAAGAAGCCCCGCCCCACAAGGGCAGAGACCAGCGAUGUGGCCAAUGCAGUUUUGGAUGGAGCUGACUGCAUCAUGCUGUCUGGGGAAACCGCCAAGGGGGCGUAUCCUGUGGAAGCUGUGCGGAUGCAGCAUGCGAUUGCUCGAGAGGCUGAGGCCGCCAUGUAUCACCACCAGCUCUUUCAAGAGCUGCGCCGCCUGACUCCGCUGAGCCAGGACCCCACAGAGGUGACAGCCAUUGGCGCUGUGGAGGCUUCCUUCAAGUGCUGCGCAGCUGCCAUUAUCGUCCUCACGACAUCCGGCAGGUCUGCUCAGCUGCUGUCCCGCUACCGUCCCCGGGCCCUCAUCAUUGCCGUGACCCGCGAUGAGCAGGUGGCCCGCCAGGCCCACCUCAGCCGUGGUAUCUUCCCAGUCCUGUGGCGUGGGGCCACCCAGGAGGUGUGGGCGGACGAUGUUGAUCGCCGAGUGCAGUUUGGCAUCGAGAUCGGCCGGGUGCGAGGUUUCCUGCGGUCCGAGGACUUGGUCAUCGUGGUUACGGGCUGGCGGCCUGGAGCAGGUUAUACCAACAUCAUGAGGGUGCAGCAAGUUCCGUAAGCACAGGGAGAGGCACUCCACCUCCCAAAAAAUCCCCAUCAAGAGAGAUGCUCGUGCCCUACAUUUCACAGCUGAAAAAUGGGGACAUGCCUAUAAAGUCCCUGUGCUUCUGGCAAGGGUUACUUGCAGGUCAUACAAGCUGCUUCUUGCUUUCCUAUAUAUGAGCGAUGUCUGUUCUCUGCCUGCUGUUUCGGCUGACUGUGCACCAACCCUCUGCUCCUCUAAAAGCCAAGUGGGUGCUUCAUCUUCAGUUAAAGAUCUAUUUGGGGAAA
Molecule: messenger RNA, 2093 nt
Organism: Podarcis muralis (Common wall lizard)
Lineage: Eukaryota; Metazoa; Chordata; Lepidosauria; Squamata; Lacertidae
Gene: PKLR
Product: pyruvate kinase L/R
Biological process (GO): glycolytic process
Molecular function (GO): pyruvate kinase activity; potassium ion binding; magnesium ion binding
Source: RefSeq, a predicted model, not a curated record